AUGGGGGAUGCCGCUGAAGAUAAGGAAACCGCAGCUAGUGGAGAUACAGAGGUAGAAAAACCUGAAACUGAGCCCAAGCCCCCUCCAGAACCAGAGCCAAAGCCACCUGAUGUGGAACUAUUUGUUGAUGGCUUUGGAUUUAUGCCAAAAUCUAAGACAAGGGAUGACAGGCGACGAUCAAGUCUCUUUGCAAAAACAAGGUCAUCACAUAAAGAUAAUAAUGAGACCCACGGUGAGCAAAGCCCUUGCGCGUCCAGUACCAACAUUGAUAUAGUUAGAAGAUACACUUGGAAGACGAAAAACAGGAUGACAGUUCAGGUUAUAACGUAUGGAGCCACGAUCACUGCUAUUUCGGUUCCUGACAGGAAAGGAGUACCAGAUGAUGUCCUUGCAGGUUUUGACACAUUGGAAGAAUACUUCCAGCCUAGAAAUCCUUACUUCGGUGCGACAAUAGGGAGAUAUGCAAAUGUGAUCAGAGACGCCACCAUCAUGGUUAGACCAUCAGGAAGAUUGUACAUGAUCUCCAAUAACAAGGGACAUCAUCAUUACAAUGGAGGAUAUGUAGGAUUUGAUAAGGUGAACUGGCAUUCUUACGUAUCCGGCCUGAAAGUGAUAAUGACACAUGUGUCAGAGCGGUUUCACGAAGGGUACCCUGGGACUGUCAUGUGCCAGGUUACUUUCGAAGUGACCUGCGACAACACACUCAAGAUUGAGAUGAAGUGCACUACCAGCGAACCAACAGUUAUCAACAUGAGCAACGCACCGUUCUUCAAUCUCGCUGGCCAUCAUACCGGAGCUGACCUUAUGAUGGAUCAUAUUUUUACUAUAAAUGCUGAUAAAUUCACUGCUGUGGAUGACGAUGGACUAGUUACUGGUGAAAGAAAAGUAGUAGGCGGAACAGCCUAUGAUUUUCGUGUGCCUCGAGUCCUCAGAACGAUGAUGCCCAAGAUACCUAUGGGAGGCUAUGAUAUUAAUUACUGUGUUACUCGAGGGACAGAUCAGGACUUGGCUUUUCAGGCUAGGGUGCUGCAUCCAUUAACAGGACGAGUUCUCGAAGUAUACAGUAACCAGCCCGGCAUGCAGUUCUACACCGGCAACCUCCUGCCGGAUCCGGACAAAAUUGUCGAGCCUUUGCCGGCGGAGCCUGAGGAGGACGUAGAAGAGCAUGAGAACAGUGAGAUGUCCAGUGAGAAAUCAAGUGUACUAGGGGAAGAUGAGGAAGGAGACGAAAGCGAGGGUAGAAAGAGUUACGGUUACAUCCCUUUGCUAGGCAAGAAGGGCACUAUGUAUAAACGACACGGUUUAUUCUGUCUCAUGCCACAGAACUACCCUGACGCCGUAAAUAAUAAAAAUUUCCCGAAUUCGGUGCUAAAUCCAGGCGAAGAGUACAUUCAUAGAAUGCAGUACAAAUUCGGUAUACUACUUGGAAAAUAUGUAUAA
This is a messenger RNA of Spodoptera littoralis (African cotton leafworm), 1440 nucleotides long. The record is from the annotation of a GenBank genome assembly. Lineage: Eukaryota; Metazoa; Arthropoda; Insecta; Lepidoptera; Noctuidae.